AUUAAUUAGGUUAAGUUGAUAUAGAAUUAUUUUAUUGUAUUAAUUAGGUUAAUUAAAUUGUUGUUUUGUUGUUUUGUUAGAAGUUUCGAAAUGGAUAGAGAUUGGAUGAGUGCGAAUAGGUUAACGGUAAAAUAUAGGGAAGGUGUUGACUUCUUUUUGGAGUUUUCUGCAAAGAAUGCAGAUAAUCCUGAUUUGGUUCAUUGCCCAUGUCUCAAAUGUGGUAACAUGGAGCGUAUGAAAAUUGCCCAAAUAAGAGAACAUUUGUUUAAGAACGGUAUAGACAGGAGUUAUAAGGUUUGGUAUCACCACGGAGAAAAAAUUAGAAGAUCGGGCGAGGGACCCUCUAGAAAGGAUAAGAUUGUUGGAUCAGCGCUGACGAGGUGGAAGAUGUGUGCGAGCUCCAUAUGAUUGGAAAUACUGUUAUGUCUCUUUGGUGCAGUUAUUUGCAAGAACACACACUUAAUCUUGGUGGGUUGAGGAAUACAUAUGCAUUUAAUAAUCCUGCUUCAGUAUCAACUGAAGCUGGUAAACUCAAACAACGUUCAGAGAAUCUAUGUCAGCGAAUGAUGGGUAUGCAACCUGAACAAUGGUUGAUAUGUCCGUGGAAUUCAGGUGAUCACUGGUUGACAAUUAUGAUUCAUGCCAAUACUCAAAGUGUUGCAUAUCUUGACUCGACGAAUGACUUUAUCCGAACUGAUAUUAUGAAAUGUAUCCAAAAUGCUGUGGACAUGUACAGGAUCGAAAAAAAUAUACGAAACAAGGGUCCAGUAAAAAUCAACCAAUACACGUGUCGACAGCAGCCGGAUGGAAUACAAUGUGGUUAUUAUGUUAUGAAGAUUAUUCAGAGUUUCAUGACGGUUGUUAAUCCUGCAAGUUUUUUGAAAAAUCAUUUCAAGUUAGACGCUCCCUAUAGUAACGAGGAGAUCAAUGCCGUACGGGAUGAGUUGGCCGAAUUUGUGAAGCCAUUGAUUAUAGAUUAAGUACUUAAGGUUACUACACUUUUGAUAUAAUACAUGAGUAACAAGUUUUAUGAUUAUUGUUAUCUUUUGCAUAUAUUAUUAGUUUAUAUUUAGUUUACGAUAUACAUGGAAUUUAAGUUUUAGAAUCGAUUUUAUUAACAAUUUUGGUAUUGUGUGAUUAGUUAAUAGAAUCGAUUACUAAUUUAAUAUAAGUUUUAAAAAUGUUAUUUUAA
Molecule: messenger RNA, 1192 nt
Organism: Cannabis sativa
Lineage: Eukaryota; Viridiplantae; Streptophyta; Magnoliopsida; Rosales; Cannabaceae
Exons: 5
Coding region: 405-980 (191 amino acids)
Biological process (GO): proteolysis
Molecular function (GO): cysteine-type peptidase activity
Source: RefSeq, a predicted model, not a curated record